Messenger RNA from Populus nigra (black poplar), 612 nucleotides. RefSeq names its product 21 kDa protein-like. The transcript has a single exon. Gene Ontology annotation, molecular function: enzyme inhibitor activity. Lineage: Eukaryota; Viridiplantae; Streptophyta; Magnoliopsida; Malpighiales; Salicaceae. Gene Ontology annotation, biological process: negative regulation of catalytic activity. The record is from RefSeq and is a predicted model, not a curated record. Bases 1 to 612 code for a protein of 203 amino acids.
AUGGCAGCUUUAUCCUCCAAUUCUUUAGCUGAAUUCCUUCUACUUCUUAUUGCCAUUAGUUCAUACUUAAACUCUAGCUCAGCUGCUAGAGUCACCCCAAAAUCCAGCACAGAAUUCAUAAGAACAUCUUGGAGUACAACAACUUAUCCAAGACUUUGCUAUACUUCCCUCUCUAUCCAUUCAAGCACGAUCCAGACAAGCCCUAAGCUCCUAGCCAAUGCAGCCCUUAACUUGACACUGUCAUCAGCUAAAUCAACUUCAACCAUGAUAUCGACGCUCUCUCAAACCCAUGGCAUGAAGCCUAGGGAGGUGUCCGCCAUGAAAGAUUGUGUAGAGGAGUUGAGUGACGCGGUGAACGAGCUUGGAAAAUCCAUGGAUGAGAUGAGUCAUGCUAGACAGUCCAACUUUCAGUCGAUGAUUGAUGACGUACAAACUUGGGUUAGUGCUGCUUUGACUGAUGAGAGCACGUGUAGUGAUGGGUUCGCAGGAAAUGCCAUGAAUGGGAAUUUGAAGACUGCUGUUAGGGGAAGGAUUGUGAAUAUAGCACAGUUGACUAGCAAUGCUUUGGCUUUGAUCAAUAAAUAUGCCUCAGACCCAGAAAUGUUGGGUUGA